Messenger RNA from Lactuca sativa (garden lettuce), 1414 nucleotides. Its product is annotated as WAT1-related protein At2g39510. Gene Ontology annotation, cellular component: membrane. NCBI's taxonomy places the organism in Eukaryota, Viridiplantae, Streptophyta, Magnoliopsida, Asterales, Asteraceae. Gene Ontology annotation, molecular function: transmembrane transporter activity. The record is from RefSeq and is a predicted model, not a curated record.
UCGCAAAGACAGAUAUAACUUGAAAACAAGCAUGUCGAAAGAGAGCAUUAAGGGGUUAUAUGCUCGUACCAAGCCUUUUAUGUUCAUGAUCUUCUUACAAACCUCGUAUGCUGUUGGUAGCUUAGUUACUAAGUCUGCCCUGAACAAGGGAUUGAAUCAUUACACUUUUGCUGUUUACCGAAACGCCAUUGCAGCUCUCUUCUUCGGUCCUUUGGCUUUCUUCACCGAAAGGAAAGCUAGGCCCAAAAUGACGGUUUCCAUCUUCCUGAAAAUCAUAUUACUGGGAUUACUAGAGCCAGUGAUAGACCAGAACUUGUUCUAUGCUGGAAUGAAAUCUACAACAGCAACUUUCGCGUCUGCUAUGUGCAACAUCCUUCCUGCCAUUACCUUUGUCAUGGCUUGGAUGCUUAGACUUGAGAAUGUGAAGAUGAAAAGUUUACAUAGCCAGGUGAAGAUCAUAGGGACAUUAGUGACGAUUGGUGGAGCCAUGAUAAUGACUCUAAUAAGAGGCCCUGAAGUUCAAUUUCCAUGGACAAAUAAUCAUACUCUUCAUCAUGAAUCUCCAGUUAACACACAAGAUCAGAUUAAGGGAUCUCUCAUGAUCACUGCUGGUUGCAUUUCUUGGGCGAGUUUCGUCAUCCUUCAAGCAGUGACAUUGAAGUCGUACCCAGCUGAUCUAUCUCUCACAUCACUCGUGUGUAUGAUGGGCACAUUAGAAGGAUCCAUACUUACCCUUGUAGUUGAGAAGGCCAAUACCUCAAUCUGGUCAAUUAACUGGGACAUCAAAUUAUUUGCAGCGAUUUAUAAUGGACUAGUAUGUUCUGGAUUCGCAUACUACAUUUCAGGAGUGGUAAUGCAGGAUAGAGGACCAGUAUUUGUGACGGCUUUCAACCCACUUAGCAUGGUUAUAAUUUCCAUGUUGGAGUCUUCUUUUUUAGCCGAGAAAUUGAACUUAGGAAAUAUUGUUGGAGCAAUUGUUAUUGUCCUUGGGCUAUAUUUGGUGAUAUGGGGUAAGAGCAAGGAUCAAAAACAACAAGGUCACGAGCCGUCACUUAAUCAACAAGAGAAUGGAAUGAAGAGACCGAUUAAACAUAAUGUCGAUGUUAUCAAUUCUCAUGGCAAACCAUCUAGUGAUGUUGAAGUAGUUUAGGGAAUUCGCUUAUACAGUAUUUAUCGUUUUUAUCUUAUGAUUAUUACUAUCAUUAGAAGCUUGGUGAAACUGUCACACCCCGUUAAAGUGGAAACAUGAUGGGUGAAAGGCUAAGGUCUCAUAACACAAGCUAAAUAGGAUUACCAACCAUAAUCAUUGAGCAUUUUUAUGUUUACAUCAUAUUCAAAACAAUAUUACAUUUUAGUUCCGUACUACAUAGUCUAGUACAUAACAAGAACAAUAAACAUAAAUCAUUAUGGCGUC